UGUAACCCUAUCUAUCUAAAACGCAUACAUUUAGACCUAAUUUAUAGCUAUCGUCUAAAUCUGUUAUGAAAUUUGUUUAUCCGAACAAAUCUAUACUGUAAUUUGUAUAGUUUAUAGCUUUCGAGAUAGAAUUUGGUCCAAGAACACAUGCGUAGACAGUAGAUGAUUAUAGAUAGCAUUUAGGGCUAUAAUCGAAAACAGAUUCUUAUCAUUAAGUCUAAUAGUUUAGAAAAUUACCUUGGUUGUUGCUGUUCUGCUUCCUUUUGGGACCAAUCGUGGUUGAAGUGGUAAUCCUCUUCAUAUGUUGGUCUGGAAAUACCUGCUAUGGACUUCCAAUGAACAGUUUUGUAUAGGUGUUUAUGCAGAGACAAAAAAAAAUGUCUAUGUGGAUUGUUAUAUAGUAGUACAGACUUCAAAACCAAGAUUGGUAGCCCAACAUUGGAAAAUGGCCAAUAUAAACAGUGUGGGAAUACUAAAAGUUUUUCUUAUUGUUGGCAAGUAAAAUGGACAUAAAAGCUGUUAUGUUAUUAUUUAUAUAUGUUGAAGUAGUUAAGAAAGUGGGAGACACCAGAAUAGCUAUUCAGAGAUAAGUGGAGAAAGUUAUAUGUGCAUGUCACCAGUAGAUUGAUGUGUUCAGUCACAUCAUCCUUCAUGGGUAUCAAGAGGGAGGAUAGUUUUUGAAGACUUGCUAAUUUUGUUUCUUGACAACCUUUCUGUACAAGAUGGCUUCCUUUCCAUAGUACAGUGAUCUGAAAGGUGAAAAUUUUCUCAUUCUUGUUUAGCUUGAGGUUCUCUCUUUCUCAAAUGCAUGCACACACUUUUGUUAAAACUUCAUAGAAUUACUCACUAUUGUCUUUUUUGUUUAGUUUGUGUCUUUUUCCAAAUAAAGUGAAAAUAACUCUCUCUCAAUGCUCUCUAUGUCUCUCUACAUGUGUACACUAGGCAUACUUCUUUGAUUUGUAUCUGCUAUGCGUGUAUCUCUACGUAUAUAUACUGGAAUCGACACCUUUGGAUGGUGCACGAGCUCACUUGAAUCUGUUUGGCCAUCUAGUUUGCGGGUGGUGAGUGGAUAUUGCUUUCUGCAAUGCCGGUGCGAGUGGAUGUCUGCUUCUUUGCCUAAUUUCAACAAGUUGUUGACGAGUUAAUUGAACAAUGUUGGUGAAACGUGCGUUUUGGAGUUACGUUUCCACUUCCGGCUUCUCUUCGUUGGCAGCUACGAAUUUGCUUAAAUGCGGGGAUGUUUUGAAGCAAGCUCGGGUGUUUACGGAAGUAGAUGUUGUUGAAUACUCGAAGCUGAGUCAUGAUACCAACCCCUUGCAUUUUGACUCAGAAUGUGCCAAGCUUGCUGGAUUCAGUGACAGGCUUGUUCCUGGAAUGUUGGUCGCUUCCUUAUUCCCAAGAACCAUCGCUUCAAAUUUUCCGGGAGCUGUAUAUGUUUCGCAAAUGUUGCAGUUCAAGUUGCCAGUGUACAUUGGAGAGGAGAUAGUUGGUGAAAUAUGUGCAACAAAUAUCAAGGUUCUGAAAGCAAAACAUGUGGUCAAAUUUUUCACCAAAUGCUUCAAACGUGAUGGCGCGCUUGUUAUUGAUGGCGAGGCCACAGCGAUCCUGCGGAGUCUGAACAAAGAACCAGCUCGGCACUGCAUAUUUUUUGACAAUAAGUAGGAGAUGAAUUUUGUGCAUUCAUGGGGAGUUUCCUAAUCACACUCUUUAUUUGGUUUAGUGCUUAGAUAUAUUGGAACUUGUAAAGGGUCUAAGAACUACUGAUGUAACAUUGGGCGGUACCUGUUUGGUACUUAAACUGAAUUCUUUACCUACCAAAAAAAAAGAUUGAAUUUAUGAGUUUU
Molecule: messenger RNA, 1844 nt
Organism: Ipomoea nil (Japanese morning glory)
Lineage: Eukaryota; Viridiplantae; Streptophyta; Magnoliopsida; Solanales; Convolvulaceae
Product: (R)-specific enoyl-CoA hydratase-like
Exons: 4
Coding region: 1153-1662 (169 amino acids)
Source: RefSeq, a predicted model, not a curated record